GGUGUUUAAUUGUAUAAUACUGGCCAACAAUAUGAGAAUGGUAUAGAACAUUGUGAAAGUUUUAUUAUAGAUUGCAAGAUAAUUUCUGAAGGUGUCUAUCAAAUUGAAUUAUUAAGAGAUUACUAGAUAGGGGAUGAUUAGAAUAGUUAAUGAUGUUAGGCGAAUGUAAGGGGGCUGAAGCUAGUCGGCGUUAGAAGGUCAGAAUGGACGGAAGUAUGAUUUUCAAUGAGGAAGAUUUUGUCAAUAACGAGUAUUACGUUUACAAUCGUCUAUUAUUUAGACUCCUUGGAUUAUGGGAAUAUCAGACAUCGUUUAAGAAGCUGAUUUACGUUUGGUUUAUUAAUAUUUUGUUAAUUAUUGGAUUAUCUGAAGAGAUUUAUAUACUGUAUUCGUCAAAACGAAAAAUAGGAAUCUACGCCAAAUUAUUGGAAACUAUUUUGCCCGCUUUAUGUUUCGGUUGUUGUUAUUACAAUCUUCUAAGGAAUGGCGUAAUUAUGCAGAAAAUUCUUAAUCGUAUCAAAUGCGACUGGGAUGAUAUAACGAAUAAACCGGAAUUGGAGAUAUUAAAAAAAUAUGCCCAAUUAAGCAAAAAGUUGACGAUUGUGAUAGCAAUCUCCUUCUAUUUGUAUAUUGGCUUGUUGAUGUUUCCAUCUUGGAUAGUUAAUAUUCGAUAUAUUUUUGGUGGAUUAAAUAGAACAGAAUUGAUUUUUCCACUACGUUAUGAAUUUCAUAUGAAUAGUCAUAUGCUUUACUACUUUCAAUUUUUUCUUCAAUGCCUAUUUAUAAUUGCCCUUUGCACUAUAGGUAUUGCUAAUUAUUCAAUGUUUGUAGUAGUAAUACAACACGCUUGUGCACUGUUUAAUAUCGUCGAGUGA
Molecule: messenger RNA, 875 nt
Organism: Vespa velutina
Lineage: Eukaryota; Metazoa; Arthropoda; Insecta; Hymenoptera; Vespidae
Exons: 4
Coding region: 204-875 (223 amino acids)
Source: RefSeq, a predicted model, not a curated record